UGGAUUUCAGUUUGCUUGAGUGUGUGCCAUCUCUCAAAUGCAUUUCGGCUGCAUCAUUUUUCCCCUUAACAAAAAAUUGAAGUGACUGGAAUAAGAACUGAUAUGUACGAAGUGGUGUCUGCAGCUUCUGAACUGCGAGGGUAACUAUGGGAUUGUAGUAACAUAAAGAGGUUGCAGUUUUCCUUUAGGUGAAGGUUGACCUUUUAGUUGGAAGUUUAGUGAUCUGUGUCUGUGAAAUUAAUGAGGACUUUUCUGUUUCUUGCUGGGACAAAUGAGAAGCACAGGCCAUUGCUGUGCUCUGCUCUGAUUUCCAUGCUAACUAUGCUCUGUAUGUCCUUAAUUUCCAGUUUGUGAAAACAAUGAAGACUGUCCUCCUGGCUCCUUCCUCACACCGUUCCUCCAAGCUGUCUACCUCUUUGUGCAAUACAUCAUCAUGGUCAACUUGCUUAUUGCUUUCUUUAAUAAUGUUUAUUUUGAUUUGAAAUCCAUAUCAAACAAGCUCUGGAAGUACAACCGGUACCGCUACAUUAUGACCUACCAUGAGAAGCCAUGGCUGCCUCCACCAUUCAUCCUGCUGAGCCACAUCGGACUUCUUAUAAAUCGCAUCUUCCGCCAUCAGCCCCCAAAUGAGCUGGAUCAAGAGGAAGGCGAUGUUGGACUAAAACUCUACCUGAGUGAUGAGGAGUUAAAGAAACUUCAUGACUUUGAGCAACAGUGUGUGGAAAAAUAUUUUCAUGAAAAGAACGAAAGCCUGAAUUCCAGUGACAGUGAAAGGAUCCAUCUGACCACAGAAAGAGUGGAGGAGAUGUUUCUACAGCUUAAAGAGGUGCAUAAGAAGAUAUUUUUUAUCAAGGAAUCUUUACUCUCCCUGGACAGCCAGCUAGGACACUUGCAAGACUUGUCUGCCUUGACAGUGGACAUCCUGAAAGUCCUUUCUGCUGUAGACACCUUGCAGGUGGAAGAAGCCUUGCUGGUUGACACAAAACAUCAAACGUGUAGGAAGCUGCCACAUAGCUGGAGCAAUGCACUCUGUUCUGAGACCUUGAGCAGCCUGAAGUGUUUGUACGACAAGAAAUACCACUACUACAGCAUGCCACCCUCCCUCUUACGGAGCGUGGUAAGGAGUCCGGGUCCAUCAGAGUGCAAAGACCAUGUAUGGAGGUCUGAGAGUAACAAGGUGAUAGAAGACUACUCUCAAAAAGUAGAGAUAGGAGGUGACACAUCCACUUCAGGAGUAUCCUCUGAGACUAAGUCAACCCUUAGGUAUGGACAGUUUUUGCUGGUGCCCCCUGACCAUCAGGGAGGGUCUUUGUCUGAGGAUGUCACCUUAAAUUUCUCCUUUUUGAGCACUCCUGCCAAGUACAAGGAUGAAGUGGUCAGAGAUGACCUGCAAAGUAGCACUGUGAUGCAGCAAAAUUUGCCCAGUGUCAGCCUCAUUGGAAAAGAGACAGAAGAUUAUCAUUGGAGCCAGAAAGACUUUGCUGUUCAUUUGCCAUCAGAAAAGACUAGUGCUGUAGAGUCUGAUCAUCCUCUGGAUCUCAAGCCACCGCUGGAUAUUGAAGAGAGUGCAACAUCCCCCUGCAAUGAUGGGGAAGAAACUGAAGGUGGUUAUGUGAACUGGGGGUUCUCUGAAGGUGAUGAAAAAGGUGUUUUCAUCUCAGAUUCAAAGAAGAAAGCCAUGUACAUACAUUCCUCCUAUGACAGGGACAGUAAUUGCAAGAGUAGUCCUCCCAGGCAUGUCCAGUUAGUAGAAUCAAAGUCCUUCUCCUACAACUCUGACUGGUCACAUCACAGCAGCAGCAGCAUCUCUCACAACAUGCUGAAACGAAGCACCUCCUGGAUCAACCCACUCCGGAGGGACUGGAGUUUCUGCAGAAGCAAGAGCUUACAGUCCCCUAAGAAAGAGAGAUCAGGGAAAACCUGCAAGGCUAUAGGCGAGUCUUUACGAUCCAGUGAGCUACACCACAGUGAGGCAACAAAAGCAAAACAGCAAAACAGAGACAGAAAGCCUGGGAGAGGAAAGAAGAAUCAAAAACCCCUUCAGGUGCCGGUGAUUAGAGUGGAUGAUUGUCCCCAGAACACUCAAGUGAUCUCAGAGCCUGCAGAGAUCAAUGUCUGGGAUGAGCAAGAGAAACACAGCAAGAAUUGGCUCACCGUGUCUAAUUUCAGUCAGCUAAGUCUGGAACGUCUCAGUUUCACGCACCAGAAAAUGAAAAAUCAAGACAUCGGUAGGCAUACCAUACCAUUCUGUGAUUACCUGGGGCAUUCUCGAGAGGGUUUGAGUAAUAGAGUAUUUGGAAAUAUGAAGAAAAGUAAUCUGAACAGGAACUCCUCGUUGAGAGCUUCCGAGGAAACUGACAAUAUCUUUGCCUGCUUGAAAACAUCUCAAGAUUUGCAUCAUCACUACUCAGCUGUUGAAAGAAACAACUUAAUGAGACUUGCUCAGACUAUACCAUUUACACCAGUCCAGCUCUUUGCUGGAGAGGAAGUGACAGUCUAUCAGCUAGAAGAAAGUUCACCUAUGAACCUUGAUAAAAGCAUGUCUUCCUGGUCCCAGCGUGGUAUGGCUGCAAUGAUCCAAGUCUUGUCACGGGAGGAGAUGGAUGGGGGUCUGCGGAGGGCCAUGAAGGUCAUUUGUACUUGGUCUGAGAAUGAUGUAUUGAAGUUGGGACAAGUAUUUAUUGUGAAGUCUUUUCUGCCAGAGGUGGUUCAAACUUGGCAAAAGAUCUUUCACGAUGGCACAGUGUUACAUCUCUGCCUGAGGGAGAUCCAACAGCAAAGGGCUGCCCAGAAGUUAAUCUAUACCUUCAACCAAGUGAAGCCUCAUAGUAUUCCCUAUACUCCAAGGUUCCUGGAAGUUUUCCUCAUCUACCGCCAUUCAGUGAACCAGUGGCUGACCAUCGAGAAGUACAUGACUGGUGAAUUUCGGAAAUACAACAACAACAAUGGAGAUGAGAUUACUCCCAGCAGCUUGCUAGAAGAGUUGAUGCUGGCCUUCUCUCACUGGACCUAUGUGUACACCUGUGGGGAGCUCCUUGUCCUGGAUUUGCAAGGUGUUGGGGAAAACCUUACAGAUCCAUCAGUGAUUAAACCCGAAGACAAAAAAUCUGGAAAAAUGGUAUUCGGACCAGCAAACCUAGGAGAAGGUGCAAUAAGAAACUUCAUUGCAAAGCAUCAUUGUAACUCUUGCUGCAGGAGGCUGAAACUUCCUGAUUUGAGAAGAAGUGCCUACACAUUGGAAAUGGACAGUCCAGCCUUCGAAACAGAAAUGGAAACAAGCACCAGAGGAGCUGACAAUGCAGAUGAAACUUUGGAGUAUGACACACGACUAUGAAGCAGUGGCUCUGAGGAGAGCCCAUGUGUUUGCAUGCUUGAAAACCUGCCCAUUAUCACUGCCAAGGGGCAGUCCAAAAGCACAAAAUGCAGAUGUCUGAGUGGAGCAUCUAUCUGCCCUUGCUGUACACUAUAGGCAAGGAAUAAAAAAAUUAACUUUAUUUACUCCCUUUACAUGCUUUAUUGCUGGUCUUUCUUGUACAGGUCAAUGAAUUGCAAGGAGCAGGUCACCCCCUAGGUAGAUGAACUGUCCCAUCAGUGCCUUUAGUUUUUAAACGUGGAUUAUGGUUCCAAACUCUGCUUUCUUAGGAAAAUGACUUUGACAAGUUUAUUUCCAAGGGGGAGUAAUUUGUUGUUACUCUCUCUACUCUUUAGUAAAUAAACAAAUGCAUACACAUGUGCAAAUAAUUUAAUUUUAGAGUCAGAGCCCACUCAGCCCCUAUGCUCACUGUUCCUUGGGCAUAGAAGAAAAUUCCAGGAAAUUCCAGAAAUAUUCCUCUUAAUUGUUGAUUUUGAUGCAGACGCAAACCAGGAAUAUAUGAGUAAAUGAAUUAGUUGUUUAAAAAAUAGUCACUGAUAAAACAGGUAGACUGAAAAAAUUUGUAGAAACUUCACCUUGAAUUCUUUUCACAUACCAAAAAAAAUGAACAAUGAAGGGGCAGAUUACUGGACCCUCGAGCAUCAUUGACAUUUCUCAUUCUGAGCUGAUGAAGUAGAUAAAUCUAUGAUCUUUAUACAAGCGUAAAGAAUUAUCUUGAAUGUGAUUUGACUUUUAGGACUUGCCUUUCUUUAUAUUAUUUUAGCUUCUGAAUGUUUUAAAGUUGCAAUUGGAACAAAGAUUUUAGAAGUCACAAAAAAUGGUAUGUUCCAUUUGGCAUUAAACUUGUCAAUGUCAGGUUUUACAUAGGACUGUUAUCUAACAGUGGUGCAGUUAUAUUUGGCAGCAUCUACAUCUGUUUCUAUUGUUGUCCUCUGAUUUUAAUUGAAGUUCAGAAAGCAGAAAAAUCAAUUAUGUGCAAUAUGAUUUUUGUAGAAAAAAGACUGAAAAGAAGUGCUCAGCAGAAAUUCUUCUAAUACAACUGGUGUUUUAUUACAGAUCACAGGUAUAAUUAAAGCAACUUUGUACUUUUUUAUUGAGUAGAAACACCUAAUGUUCAAAUGUCAGUCACUAGAAAACUUUAUGCUUGAAUAAGAAACAAAAUCAUAUUUCUAUCACAGCUGACAGCAAAUUUUAAUAUGUAAGGGGACUUUUUGUUAUGAUCUGUGAUUACUUUGGUGUAUUUAGUGUCUACAUAUACAUGGGAUUUGGAAAUUACAUAUUUCCAGGUUUUAUAUCGAUUAUGAUAUUAAUGAUGGCAUUGAACACUAUGUUUAGCUGAGAUGCCUGCAGUUUCUGAAAAUGUUCAGAAGAGAUUCCUAUUGCUUUUUUUCUUCUUUGUGAAAAUAGCUUUUUAUAAGAUAAUUUUAAUGGAACCCUCCACAUUUUCCCCUAUUAGAUUAUACUUUUCAUUUUGCAAAAUAUAUGUUUUUCUUUAGCCUUUUUUUGGAAGCAAGUCAAUCUAUCAGAAGACUUAGCUUGUCUGUGAAAGAAAUAGUUUAAUUGCAUCUCUGUAGACUUAUGGUGAAUUUUGGUCCCUUUGCUCAUAAGGUAGUAGUUCUGAUUCCCAUGGUUAUCACCUUAAAAUCUAACUUCAGGGAGAUAUGUUCUUACAUGCAUACAUAUAUACUUUAAAGACAGAACUUUCACUAAAGAGUCUCUAACUGUUAAUAUGCCUUUAAAUUCAGUUAAGUUAAAUGACACAUAAAUACAUCUUUAAAGUCAAGGAUGAUUUAACUCCUGCCCUGAUAGUGUUACUUUCCUCAAACAUGACCUUAAAUUCUGAACACAUAUAUACUAGACACAAAAAAUAAACUCUCCACCAGACUGGGCAUGAGCACCUUUCUUUUCUUUUUAAGUUUUGAAGGUAUACACAAACCACACUUCAGAUGAUCUUUUCUUGGCAACUCUCCUGUUGCCUUUAACAGUGAGUGGCUUCUGCAUUCAUAGUAAUAUUUGUGAGAAUUCUUACGACGUAGCUCAGUGUAGAUUACUUAUUCCUUCUUGUAGGAAUCUGUCAAGAUACAUAUUACCUUCCACUGAAAUAGGGGAUCCUUGCAAGGUAAUAAUCUGUGUUACAGUAUAGUUUAGCUAUACAGUAUUUAUACCUGUACAGUAUAGUACAGGUAUAAAUAUGAUUGCUUUAAUUUUGUUCACUGUGAAGUAUUAAGGGGAUGAAACAAGAAAAGGAGGCAUUGCAAAGUCUUCCACUGUGUAUUUGUAUCCUAGUUUUUCCAUGCAUGGAGACACUAAGUUGAAAAAGUCCAGUGAUUCUGCUGGUUAAUAAAUUAUGCUUCACCUUUCUUUUUGCAUUUUUUGGAAGGGCUGAUUCACAUUUCACUAAAGUGUAGAUUUGAGUAUUUGGUUAAAGACCACCCUCCCCUCCCAACUGAUAGUUCAGUAAUAAAUUAUAAUGAAAAUAAUUUGAAAAAAAUAUUUUUAUUUCUUUUGAGUCUUUGGUGUCUUUCUUUCUACAAAUCCUGUAGAUUCUUUAAAUUGUUUUUUGGUGUCCAAAUAGUGACCUUGGAUUGGAGCCCAUGCCCACUGAACACAUGAAAAACUCCCAGCCUUUAAUGGGAAAAGCAACAAGCCCCACCCACUAAAACUGUGGUAUAUGUGGAAGGAAAAGUAUGGAGGUCAGGGGUUUUCUUGCAGCUGCUUGACAACCAGUAAGGAAGAGGAAAACUUGUGUGUCAAACCGUAGGAUUUUCUGAUUAUUAGUUUCAAUGUUUGUUGAUGCUAGAAAGCACAUACAGAAAUUUAUUUUAUACUUCUGGUGGGUUCAGGAAAAAAAAAAGACCUGUUUACUUAGUUCAGAUAAAUUAGGCAGUAAAGUUUUGAAAAAACAAAACAAAAUAAGUCAAAACCACUGGAGUAUUUAUAUGCUCACAUUUUAAUAUAAGCUUAAAAGAGCUUACUUGGGAAUUCACUUGGGAUUAUUCAAAGCAAAAUAUGUUUCUGGCAUCUACUGCACUGGAGAUAUAGCUUAAACACAUGAAAAAUUUUCAGAAAUUGAAAACCUCAUACUCAGGAAGGCUUUUUUAAAAAUUGUGGUGUAUUUGAGGUUAUUCAUUUAUUGUUAGUAUAAUAAAGUCAAAAGGGAUAUUACAUCUGUAUUUUCUAGAAGUGGAUUUGUAUUUGUUGUGGUUUUGUCAAUCUAUUUCAUACUGUUUCAAAAGAAUAAAAGAACAUUUUCAAAAUGUUUCUGUUUCUUGAUAGGUAUAGAAUGAAAUAAUAUGUUUCUGAGCACUAGGGGAAACAGGUGAAAGUAACAUACAGAAAAUAAGUCAAUUAUUUUUAUUUUAAUCUCAGGGAGCUGAUAUAAAAGAACAGCAUUCCAUGAACUUCAUUGUCAGAUCUGUUAUUUUACAUCAUCUACAUUUUACAUCUGUUUUACAUUGUUAGGAUGCUGAUGCCAGUCCCUUUUUGCUGAAAAAUUGUUCCCAGAGAUAAAUAAAAGCCUGUCUGGAGUGUCCUGGGCCUUCCCAUCAACUGUGGUCACAGCAGAGUUGUCAACUCUUACCUUUUUACUAGACCAUUUGCAAGAUCUCUUAUCGCUUUUCAGCUUUUCUUUAGUGUAUUUGUCAUACUUCAAAUUAUUCUGGAAGAGAGUUUGAUAUCCUAAUUUAUGAUACCUAUUGCUGGGGAAGAAAAAUUUCAAACUAAAAUCAAGCAAAAGUUAUUUUUCUCUUUGUUAUUGGAGUGUGUAAACAGCUGUAAUGCUCUGUUCAUUUACCUGCCUGGCAUUGGUUCUGUUUGUAGGGACAGAACAAAUAAACCAGUGUUUUAAAAUAA
Chiroxiphia lanceolata (lance-tailed manakin) is the source of this 7225-nucleotide messenger RNA. RefSeq names its product transient receptor potential cation channel subfamily M member 6 (gene TRPM6). Gene Ontology annotation, biological process: monoatomic cation transmembrane transport; protein tetramerization; protein phosphorylation. The transcript is spliced from 17 exons. The coding region runs from base 434 to 3334 and encodes 966 amino acids. Gene Ontology annotation, molecular function: monoatomic cation channel activity; protein serine/threonine kinase activity; ATP binding. Lineage: Eukaryota; Metazoa; Chordata; Aves; Passeriformes; Pipridae. The record is from RefSeq and is a predicted model, not a curated record. Gene Ontology annotation, cellular component: apical plasma membrane.